Siniperca chuatsi (mandarin fish) is the source of this 8446-nucleotide messenger RNA. RefSeq names its product anoctamin 1, calcium activated chloride channel a (gene ano1a). The transcript is spliced from 26 exons. Gene Ontology annotation, biological process: chloride transmembrane transport. NCBI's taxonomy places the organism in Eukaryota, Metazoa, Chordata, Actinopteri, Centrarchiformes, Sinipercidae. Gene Ontology annotation, molecular function: protein dimerization activity; chloride channel activity. Gene Ontology annotation, cellular component: plasma membrane. The coding region runs from base 1892 to 4909 and encodes 1005 amino acids. The record is from RefSeq and is a predicted model, not a curated record.
UUACCCUUCAUUCAUUUGCUCUGAGUGUAAAUGGCAGCUGGGUACACUUUCUUCCCCUACGCUAUAUGAUCCCUCACGUUUCAUUAUUCUUGCUGCUCUUUAAACGAUAGUGCCACAGUAACUGAGCAGCGUUUUUGGCUACAGUACAAAAAUCCCGUGGUACAUAUUUAGGAUGUUCCGAUACACACCCACGCUAAGCCUGAUUGACGCGUCAGUGUCCUGAGGCGCAUUUUUGAACGAGGAGGUUUCCCCGUGUGCUUGAUUACGCCAAAGCGAGUCUGUUUGCUCUGUGAAUAACAUGGGAAGUACUGCAGACAACGUUAUUUACACGCUCCUUAUCCAUUCAGACGGCCCCACAGGUGUGAAGGGCAGCGGGCAGCGGGCUGGUAGUAGAUAGAGGGAAAGGAACCGAUCACUGAAGAACGCGUUUCCCCUUCGUCGUUGUUGUUUUAGCUGAUUCAGCUGAUUUAAAACACAUGAGCGUCAUGUUGAUCAUUUGCUAAUGUGUAAAGUGGUUAGAAUGAUGUUCCUGGAGGUGUGUAUGUGCCCUUGGUUCUCUUUGUGCUGUUUGUCUUUACGCAAGCCCACUACAACAUGCGCUCGUGCGCUCUGAUCCGCUCGCGCUGCUGGAAGCCCCAGCAGGAGUGGGCGGCACCAGCUGGCGCAGUGAUGCUCGAGCCGGAGAACAGCGCUGCAUUCAGGUGCCACAGGAAAUAACACGCUCACAAGCCUCUUCGUUAAAGCAACUGGAGAGUAUGUUCCCCUUUUAACACUUAACACGCACACGCUGCCUUAUUUGUACGAAAAGUGACGUCCUUUAUAGUCAUCAUGUACGACUAAUGGGGGGUGCGUCGGUUAUUAAUUUACUGUAAGCAGAAGACUCUCUCUUACUCUAGCCCCAGCGUGUUCCUCUCAUGUACUACCAUCACAUUCAUGCCACACAGCUGUGUGUCUGAUUUUCAGAAAAAGAAAUAACCAUCAAUCUUUGAUACACCUAGAAAGUCAUUUAACAAGCUUAAUGUAAAAGUGGUUCUCUCACUCUCACCCUAGCCAGAAUAGCCUCAUUUAUAAUCAAUCAAAACAGUUGACCAAAAUAAUGUCAGCCCUACUCGAACCAAAAAGCCAUUUCAUAGUCAACAUAAACAUUGGCACAGUAGAAUUAUACCAGUGAUAUCAUACAACCUGCUGUAAAAUCUGCCCCACGAGGUGAGGUGAAGCACAUUAUAGGCUGGAGUUUCAUAAGAACGGUUAACUAAACGUCAUCUUUUUGAAAAUUGCAAAAAAAAUAGGAUUCACUCCCCAACUCUUGUAGGAAUAACUAGUUGAAAACUGAGGCGGACAGUCGUAGGGCAUCACCUGAAAGCUGAGAUCAGUUGUAGCCAGGUAAGGCAGGAAAGCCACAUUUCCAUGUUUUCCUGUGGGAAUUGAAUGCAACAUCAUUGUAAAUCGUUUUGGCGAGCUCCCUGCGCGUUAUCACUCUGCUGCGUGUGAGUGGGUCAUCUCAUUUAGACAGACAGCGUCCUCACAGGGAGGGACGCCUCUUAGCAGAGAAUACAGUCAUUCUGGCAGAUAAAGUCCUGAAGGCAGCAUUCAUUUCGACCUGAACUGGCUUCUGGAGUCGUCUCAUUGAGAGACACACUCUGUGUAGAUACAGUCGCUUCAUUGGGACAGAUAGUUGAUUUUGGACACAUUCGGCAGGCAGCACUUUCUACAGUAGUCUAUCAGCUCUCCAAAAGAAUGAAUAAGUGGUAGCUCUCCGUCCCGCGUUCCCAGCUACAGCGCACGCGGCUGUGAAGCCACGGAGCACGCGGACAGAGAAGUGCUGUUGCAGAGAGCGAGGGCACCGGAGACCUGCUGGAUCUCUGAAGGAACCCCGAGCCUUGGAAACCAAAUGCAGCGACAAGAGGAUGGCGACGAGCCGGCCGGGAGCUUCCAGCAGCGCGACAGUGCAGAGGAGCCCGGUUUUCCUCCCCUGGUUUGUGAGCACUCAGGCAGCCUGCAGCAGGAGGAUCCCGCCAUGAAGAGGAGUGACAACUACCUGCCAGUCCCUGGUGAAGAGAAGAACCUGGAUGUGGACUUUGUCAACAUCAAGGCCAGGAGCAAUGAGUCCAUACCAAUGAAAAAUCUUUAUGCAGAUGAGGGCUCGCCCCUGUGUAAACGGCUAGGCCCAUACUUCUCUGAUGGGCGGCGGCGGGUGGACUACGUGCUGGCAUACCACAUCCAGAAGCCCAGCAGCAUCCGGCGCCGGUCGUCCAGGUUUAGCGACAACAACUUCAUCCGACGGCUUCGGCGCAGCCUGAGCAUGAGAAGCAGCCGAGCACCACUACAGCCAAAGGAAGACCCGGAGAUCGCCGCCCAGGAGCAACGGACUGACUAUCAUGAGGAUGACAAGCGCUUCAGGCGGGAGGAGUUUGAAGAAAACCUCCUGGAGACGGGGCUGGAGCUGGAAAGAGAUGAAGGGAGUAAUAUCCCUGGAAUCGGCUUCUUGAAGAUCCAUGCCCCUUGGAACGUUCUGUGUCGAGAGGCUGAGUUCAUGAAGCUCAAGAUGCCAACAAAGAAGGUUUACGAUGUGAAACAAGGCAGUAAUCUGGUGGAGAAGAUCCGACUGUUCAUUCACAAAGCAACAGCUCCUCUCCACCCAAAAGUAGACGCCAACCGGCCACAAAGCAUCAAAUCCCUCUCUCACCCUUUCUCCAGAGAGAAGCAGCAUCUAUUCGAUCUGUCUGACAGGGACAAGUUCUUUGACAGCAAGACCAGGAACUCAAUAGUCUAUGAGGUACUGAAGAGGACAAGAUGCACCAGAGCCAAGUACUCCAUGGGGAUCAUCAGUCUGCUAGCCAAUGGCGUCUAUGCGUCUGCUUAUCCUCUGCAUGAUGGAGACAUUGAGGGGGUGAAUGCAGAGCCUAACGACAGGAAGCUGCUGUACGAGGAGUGGGCCAGCUACAGUGUCUUCUACAAGUACCAGCCUAUUGGCCUCAUCAGGAAGUAUUUCGGGGAGAAGGUUGGACUGUAUUUUGCCUGGUUAGGAGUCUACACACAGAUGCUGAUCCCUGCAGCCAUUGUCGGAGUCAUCGUGUUCCUCUACGGCUGUGCCACUGUCGAUGAUAAUAUACCUAGUAUGGAGAUCUGUGAUCCCAGGAACAACAUCACCAUGUGUCCGCUGUGCGACCGCGCCUGCAGCUACUGGAAGCUGGUGACAGCGUGUGGAACGGCCCGAGCCAGCCACCUGUUCGACAACCCAGCCACCGUCUUCUUCUCCAUCUUCAUGGCCCUCUGGGCGGUUCUCUUCAUGGAGCACUGGAAGAGACGGCAGAUGCGACUCAACUACGUCUGGGACCUGACGGGCUUCGGAGAGGAGGAGGAGGAAGGACAUAAGGACCACAGCCGCGCGGAGUACGAGUUCCACGUCAUGCAAAAGACAAUGAGAAAGGAACGUUCCACCCCGAAGGGUGAGAGGGUGAAGCUGACAUGUACAGACAGACUGCCAGCUUACCUGACUACUGUGGUCAUGAUGGGCUUCAUGGUCCUUGUGACGUUUGCCAUAGUCUUCGGGGUCAUCCUGUACCGGAUUAGCAUUAAAGCAGCCCUGCACAUGAACACCUACCCUGCAGCACGGUCCAACAUCAGAGCCACUGUCAAAACCACUGGCGCCAUCAUCAACCUCAUCAUCAUUAUCAUCCUCGAUGAAGUCUACGCCGCCAUUGCCCGAUGGCUCACCACACUGGAGGUUCCAAAGACAGACAAGAGCUUUGAAGACCGCCUCAUCUUCAAAACUUUUAUCUUGAAGUUUGUCAAUGCCUUCACACCCAUUGUCUACUUGGCCUUUUUCAGGGGCAGGCUUGUUGGGCGGCCUGGAAACUACUUGUAUGUUGUUGGAUCGUACAGAAUGGAAGAGUGUGCCCAUGCAGGCUGCCUCAUGGAGCUGUGCAUCCAGUUGUGCAUUACCAUGCUGGGCAAGCAGCUCAUCCAGAACAACCUGUUUGAGAUUGGCAUUCCGAAGCUGAAGAAACUGCUCCGUAGGAGGAAGUCGGAGUUGGACUCAAAGCAAGAGGAGGAGCUGAACAAAACCCUGCAGCGUCAUGAGAAAGACCACUUCCUGGGUCCUUUCGUUGGCCUCAGCCCUGAGUACAUGGAGAUGAUCAUCCAGUUUGGGAUGGUGACUCUUUUCGUGGCCUCCUUCCCUCUGGCUCCGCUCUUCGCUCUUCUGAAUAACAUCAUCGAGAUUCGCUUGGAUGCCAAGAAGUUUGUUAUGGAGCUGCGCAGGCCGAUUGCAGCCAAAGCCAAAGACAUUGGUAUCUGGUACAACCUCUUGAGAGGCCUCAGCAAGGUAGCAGUCAUCGUUAAUGCCUUUGUCAUCUCCUUCACCUCUGACUUCAUCCCACGGCUGGUCUACCAGUACAUGUUCAGCCCUGACGGCACCAUGCACGGCUUCGUCAAUCACACUCUGUCUUACUUCAACGUCAGCGACUUCCAGCCAGGAACAGAACCUCUCCAGCCAAUGCACCUGGGCUACACGGUAGAAAUAUGCAGGUAUAAGGACUACAGAGAGUCUCCCUGGUCCAGCACACCAUAUGAACUCUCUAAGGAGUUCUGGGCCGUUCUGGCCGCCCGCCUCGCCUUCGUUAUUGUCUUUCAGAACGUGGUGAUGCUUAUGAGUGACUUUGUGGACUGGCUGAUCCCGGACAUCCCCAAAGACAUCAGCCUCCAGAUGCACAAGGAGAAGAUCCUCAUGGUGGAGCUCUUUAUGAAGGAGGAGCAGGGCAAAAGGCUUGCAGUGCGGGACAACCACAACCAGGACAACUGCACCUCCCCCUCAUCAGCCAGUCAGAGUCCACCACAGCCCCGCUCACGGCCAGCCUCGCAUGCUCUGGGAAAACAAGCACAAACAGCAACAAACACCUGUACAUAAGCGGGUCAGCUGCACAAAGCCAGCUGGUUAUCCAUUAACACAUGAUCAGUUUUAAUAACCAGCAAAGCUUUUGCUGCAUUCACUUUUCUUGGGAAUAACAAUUAAAACCUAAACUUUGACGUGUUCACGUUAGAAUUCCUUCACCUUGGAAACUGGUUGUUUGCCUCUUUUUAACACUUUUCCCAUGUUAAGAUGUUACAUUUUACAGCAGGCCAGACAUUAACCAAACAUCCAGCAAGUAGUUAGACAAAACUCGGUCAAUAGGAUUUAUGAUCACAAAACAUUAUUUAUUGGAUGUCUUUGAAAGGAGCAAGCCAUUAGCUUCAUUUGACUCGGAAUUUCCUUGUUGAUGAGAAAGCAGUGCCAAACCCCACCCGCAACCUGAUGUGAAUCAUAUUUUUAAGCAGUAAGUUCAUACCUGCCACCUCUCCCACGGGACUUGAAUGCAGCUUUUGUAUUGAAUCCUCCGUCAAUUCGUCCAAAUGGUCCUGCUGAGAAGAAUUUCCUCCUGCUAUCUUACUGGUGAGAUACAACACAAAAGUGUAAAGCUCAGAUAUGCCUUUUUUAUUUUUUGCCCAAUUAUAUACAAAUGCAGGAAUGUAUUUUAUGUAAUUUUCUGAAUAUGCAACACGGUCAGGCACAUGUGCUUUGGUUGUUGCAAGGUGUUGGAAGACCUGUGUCAAGCAGCCUGUUGAUUUGUACUGUUCUCUUGUAUGAGCACCAUAUUGAUCAUUGUUACAUUUUGAGUAUGAGCAAACUGCCUAACAGUGCUCAGUGGCAUUAUAACGAGAAGCACACGCAACAUUUUGAUUCAUUCCAAUGAACUGGAAUUCUUAAAGCUGCAAUUGACAAGAUUUACAGUAUAAACACAAAGUGAUGUCACGCUCCAUCUCACCUCGCUGAGAUGCUGUACUGUAGGUACUUCCUGUAUGUCCUGUUUACCCUUACCAAAAUCUGGUAUAGGUAUAGAGAGCCAUCUUUUCCACACAUGACGUCAUGAAAUGAAAAUAAUUCCAAUAGUGUUUCUUAAAGCUGCAUUAAUCAUUAGUGAUUUUUUGGUUUUGUUUUUUUGGCCACUUGGGGGCAGCAGAACAAGCUGAAAACACAACACAGACAUAUUGUCACCAUAUAAAAUUGUUAUGGCGAACGUGUUUGCAAACAAUUAUUUAUCCACAACAGAGCAAAACACAUGAACACAGAGCAAAAUUAGCAUUGAUUUGGAGUGUUUCUGGCCACCCAGUCCAGUAUUAACUGUGCUUUUAGCUCAAGCAGCUAAAGAUAUUUUUCUCUGGCUCUUUGAUUAACUUGUACCAAGCUAAUUGCUAGCUUUAUCUGUCUGCUGUUUGGUGCUGAGCUGGUAGUGUACAGUCAGUUUUAUCUGAGAAAACAUCUGCCUGCUGCUGGAAAAAGGUUGAUGCAAAGAAGUUUGCAGGCUGUAAAACCAAAACAAUGAGCUGCAAGAAGUUAAAAAGCUCUGUAGAGCUGAGGGGAACUGCAGAGUUGUUGAUAAUUCUGUGUGUUCGUCAUUACGAGUAACACCUUUUACGUUAGUAACAUUACACAGUAAUGUGAUUUAUGGUUAAUAUUUAAAAAAAUGAUUAGCUGCUAUAAGAAGCACGACUCCAUAUGGAUGCUAAUGUUGUUCUGUGUACAUGUGCCAUAUCAACUUAAAAGCUGCUGCCCCCCAGUGGCCACAAAAUCAGUUAAUGCAAGUUUAGGUAACUGCAAGCAAGAGAGACUCAUUUAAUCUUUUGCCUCCCUUGUUUAUUUGGUGUCUUUUGGAUCAUCCACAAACUGGGGAAGAGUUUCCUGUAAUUCUUGACAGAAUUGUUCAUCAGUCCCUUUUGAACCACUGAUGUUGGCUUAUGCAGCUUUAAAGAGCCCAGAAGUAAAUGUUUUUUGUUUCACUGAUUAAAACCAUAAAAGCCAUUUACACUUUUGUAUAUUGUGAAUCUGCUCAGCUUUAUUUAUUAGAGGGCUUUGCUGAGUCAAGUCAAAGUUUUCCCCAUGCAGCAAGCCAUAAUGAUAUUUGUUAAAGCAAGCUAGCUAGUUAGCAUAGAGAGCUAGCCACUGUUAAUUUAAAUGAAAAUGUCCAAUUCAAAUGUAUGUUUAAUCAGUUACGGCACAGGUGUGCUGAUGGAUGAGUACUGAGAAUGGAGCUCAAUGUACUCGUGUUUAAAGCCACGUGUACUGGCACAAGGAUGUGUCCAGUGUGUGCCAUCAUGCUCAUAUAACAUCAGACAAAUGCAUCUGGAGCAAAUGGGAUUGAGGAAUGUUGCCACAUUGAUAGCAAUGUGAGAUUCAAAUUUAAAGGGACUGUUUCUGCUAAAGCAGGAACUUGUUGACGUCUCUGGAAAGCAGCGGCAGUGUCUUGCUCAGGUGACAGCUGGUGAGCGAGGCGCGGCUGUACUGACUCUUACCCUGCCUAUAUUCUCCUAGCUGCGCCAGGGAUUCAAACCAUCGAUCGAUCCUCUUCUCUGAGCUAUCACUGGCUCAUUUGAAAUGUCCAUUCAGCAGUUUUCAUACAGAGGGACACAGUGUGAAACCAGGAGAGGCAGCACUGUUUCAUUAUUAUUAUCUUGCCUUAUAUUAACCGCAUAAAUCAUUUGACAUUUUUCUAAAGCUGCAACUCUUUAACUAUUCAAGCACAAAGACGGAAUAAUAUUUUGUUUUGUAUUUCUCAAAGUGCAAAAACAUAUGUGGGAGUGACUGGAUAUCCCUUUGAAGAACGUACAUCUACUGUAGACUGGAAUGUGCGGCCUGCUUUUAUUGAUGUGUCAAAUGCUGCCCCCUGCUGUAAAUAUAUUGAACUACCCCAAAUUUAAGCCCUUAACCCAUACGUGUUCAGUGAUGUAUAAUCACGUUUAGGUCAAAAUGUUGCAUAUCUUAUCAUGACAAUGCAUUUCUAAGUGUAUCUAAUGUGUUGAAAGGGUUUUAUCAGCCCACAGGGGACCACUGAUCUAUCAACUAGAGACUUUCACAAUGACAGUGAUGUACUUUAUCUUAUUGUCUUAAUUUUAAUUCUAUAUUUAACCAUCAAUAUGGACCUAUUUCGCUGUAUCUGGAAGGGUGCCUGGGAAAACAUCUUCCAAUACAGCCUACAAAGACGUUACUUCUUUCCGGAAUAUUUCUUGCUCUUUUGAGCAAAAACUGCACAUUUUAUUACCAAAUCUUAAUACUAUUAAUACUGUGUAUGUAAGUAGGGUUAGUGUUGAUAUUCAGUGAUUGAUUCCGUGCAGCCACAGGGCUGCGGAGCCUGUUUUAGCUAGAAUAGUUUUUUCUUCUAACCUGAUGUCACGUGUGAGGCCCCUCCCUCGAUGUCCCUCAGGUGAUGUCCUUCUCCUGCCGUCUGUUGCCAUGCUGUAUUUACAGCAUCAGUAAAACACUACAAGUUGAGACAUGCUAAUGUCUAUGAUAAUGUAUGCCCAUUUCACAACAUGAGUGAGUGUACGUAUAUGCAUGUAUAACCGAUUUGUCUGUCUCUGAUAUUUUGAGUCUCUUUUGUUUGAACUAACUGCAAAUAAAAGAUUAACUGCC